Molecule: messenger RNA, 618 nt
Organism: Psilocybe cubensis
Lineage: Eukaryota; Fungi; Basidiomycota; Agaricomycetes; Agaricales; Agrocybaceae
Exons: 1
Coding region: 1-618 (205 amino acids)
Source: RefSeq, a predicted model, not a curated record
AUGUCCUCAACUAAGAUAGGCAUCGCCAUCUACGCCCAACAAGGCACCUACAACCGACCGCGUCCCCCGCACUGGGCGCUCGUGCUCCACCCGACGUCGUACAGCGCGCCAGACGUGCGGGUGUACCAUAUCAGGGGCCGCAACGGCGUGUGGACGCUAGGACACGACGUACGCGAGCUCCAGGGUAUGGGCGACCUUAUGGGUGUGCUGCAUAUCGCUGACAUCCCUCCGGAGCGAACUGCACCACUCAACGACAACAACAGCACCCACAACCACGGACAGGAACAUAUUCACGGCGAGCCCGUCGCGACCACAACCACCACCCCAGCACCUACAACCACUGCCGUGCAAAGGUUGUCCAGCUUCCAGCUUGAUGAUCUCGACGCGUUCAUCCAGCAGUUCCCGGCGACGAAGCAGGGAGAUGACCCGAGCAAGCUGUUCGUGUGGACGUGCGAGUCGUAUGUCAUCCGUGUGUUGGCAUAUCUGAGCCGCGAAGGCGCGCUGCAGCUACCGUGCGUGCCGGAGGAGAUGUAUGAUUACACCAGGCGAAGGAUUGCGGUGUUGAAGGCGCUGCCAAGAGACGGGGAUGGGAUUUGCAUUGUGCCUUUUGCAGAGUGA